AUGCAGCAUGCAUCUGCGCUCGCUCCUUUUUUUGGUGAGGUCGGCGCAGAAGGCGCGACGAAGAGCAGGGCAGGCCCGCAACUCGGAAUCCAUCAAGCAAGCAAGUCGAAGCAAAGUGGGCGCCUCGGGCUGAGAAACUGUGCUCCUAAAACCGGAGUGUCGAACGGAAGCCACAGCCCAGCUUCACUGCUUCAGGUAUCCUGGGCUCGGGAUUCUUACGUCGGAGCCAUGAGGCUGAACACGCAGUUGCAGACCAGAGAGGGCACCGCAGCUCUGAAGGAGAACGAAGCUUUUCCUCACCACUCCGCUGGAUUUUGGCUGGCUGUGCGCUGCCAAGGGCGCAUCCAGCGGAGCACCCGACCAGCAGGCUCCCACUCGCACAUCUACCCGGAACGAAGUCCCGAGCUCUGA
This is a messenger RNA of Symbiodinium natans, 411 nucleotides long. Lineage: Eukaryota; Dinophyceae; Suessiales; Symbiodiniaceae. The record is from the annotation of a GenBank genome assembly.